AUGGAGUCCGAAUCUUCAACAUUCGAGAGUUGUGAAAUUAUGGCGGCGCUUUUGGGUUCCAGUCCUCUGCUUCUGCAGUCAUGGACGCUCUGCGCCGCCGCCAACGCCGCCGCGCCGGAGACUUUCUCGGUGGAGGUUAUUGGAGAUGUGGCUUUUGUUGCCUUCUCCGCUGUCCAAAUCCUGCCGGGCUCUGGCGGCGGAAGAGAGUUAGUGGCGUUGGAAGGUGACGUUGAGGAGCUAUUUCGGCCGUUGAAUCGCCACCGUGAAGAGCUCCGGGCACCGGCCAUGGCGGAUUCCGGCAUCCUCAAAAUAUUUAUGAGUAUUUAUACACAUCAGAAUCUUCCCGAAAAGAUGACAAAAGUAAUGGAGAAAAGUAAGUCAAUAGUGAUUACAGGUCAUUCACUUGGAGGGGCAGCAGCCUCUCUAUGUACUCUUUGGCUGCUCUCUCUCUUCCAUUCCAAAACCACGCACCACCCUUUGUUAUGCAUCACCUUUGGCUCCCCGUUGAUCGGUAACGAGUCGCUUUCGAGAGCUAUUCUUAGAGAACGAUGGUGUGGCAACUUCUGUCAUGUCGUCUCAAACCACGACAUUAUGCCGAGGCUUCUCUCUACUCCGCUUUCCUCCUCCCUCUCUUCCCAGCUCCAUGUUCUUCUUAGAUACUGGCAUUUGUCGGUGGCCUCUCCGCAGUUUGGAAAGCUUGCUACCCAACUGUCAGAUAAAGAGAAAGACGAGCUCUUUCGGGUUGUAUUGGCUCACUCUAACACGAUAUCUAACUCGGAAGAGGAGUCGAUACAGAGUCAGUUUUGGCCAUUUGGGAACUUCUUCUUUUGCUCAGGAAAUGGGGCAAUUUGUUUGGACAAUGCUAUAUCAGUUCUGAAGAUGCUCUAUUUGUUGCUCAAAACAAGUGUUCCAAACAUGAGCAUUGAGGAUCAUCUCAACUAUGGAGAUUAUGUGAAAAAAGUUGGAGUUCAACACAUGGAGAGGAAAAACUUCGCCUCCGAGCGUCUUCCUAAUUCGAGCUAUGAAGCAGGGCUGGCUCUAGCAUUGCAGUCCUCAGGAAUACCUUUCCAAGAUGAAGUGGCUCGAAUGGCUGAAAAUAGCUUGAGGACGGCCAGGAGAAUGGGACAAACGCCGAACUUGAACGCAGCGAAACUGGCUGUAAGUUUAUCUAAGAUUACGCCUUACAGAGCUGAGAUAGAAUGGUAUAAAGCCUAUUGUGAUGAAGCGGGUGACCAAUUGGGGUACUAUGAUUGUUUCAAGCAAGUAAAUACUUCAGUAAAACAUGCUAAAGUGAACAUGAACAGACACAAGCUUGCGACGUUCUGGAACCGAGUGAUCGACAUGUGGGAGAACAAUGAGCUUCCUCCAGAUUUCAACUUAAGAGCAAAGUGGAUCAAUGCUUCGCAUUUCUACAAACUCCUAGUAGAGCCAUUAGACAUAGCAGAAUAUUACUGCCGUGGCAAGCACAUUGCUCAUGGGCAUUACUUAAAGCAUGGAAGAGACAGAAGAUACGAGAUUUUCGACAAAUGGUGGAGAGGGAGCGACGCUGCAGACAAAGGGAAUACUCAGAGGACGAAAUACGCAGGUCUGACUCAAGAUUCAUGCUUUUGGGCAAGGUUGGAGGAAGCCAAAGACAUGCUUGAGAUUAUUAAACGUGAAGGAGAUGUGAGAAAGUUGGCUCCAGUCUGGAGAAGUCUGGAGAACUUUGAAAGGUAUGCCAGAGGAUUGGUUGAAAGAAAGGAGGUUUCUAAGGAUGUGGUUGCAAAGAACUCAAGCUAUACCUUGUGGGCUCAAGAACUGAGGGCAUUGAAGCUAAAUAUGUAACGAUUAGGUACUUAAUUUUACGGCAGAAAAGUUCUAACUCUUUAAGUAGUUAGCACCUUGGACUAAGGAUCUCUAAAUCUAGAAAAUGUUAACUUGAUACUCAAUUAUCUACUAAUUGAGAAAAGUAAUAUUGUCAGUGAUGCCAUAAUAUAUUACAAUAUCAUGUUUCUGGUCU
This is a messenger RNA of Cucurbita pepo subsp. pepo (vegetable marrow), 1999 nucleotides long. RefSeq names its product alpha/beta-Hydrolases superfamily protein (gene PAD4). Lineage: Eukaryota; Viridiplantae; Streptophyta; Magnoliopsida; Cucurbitales; Cucurbitaceae. Gene Ontology annotation, biological process: lipid metabolic process. The record is from RefSeq and is a predicted model, not a curated record.